GGAUUGGUAUCGAGUUGUACCCAACUUCUACUCUUCAAAGUGUGUGUUGACAAGCAUCAUGGCGUCUAAUUUCAAAAUCGGAGAUCUUGUAUGGGCAAAGAUGAAAGGCUUCCAAGCAUGGCCCGGAAAGAUUGUGGAGCCUAAAGAGAACAUCAAGAAGCCUGCCAACAAAAAGAAUGUACAGUUUGUUUACUUUUAUGGAUCUGAAAACUAUGCUUGGAUCCAGGAGGAAAACAUCUAUCUGUACCCUGAGUACAAAAGCAAGUAUGAAGGCAGCUCUCGCAUACCCAGGGGCUUUAAGGAAGCACUUGAAGCCAUUGAAAAUGAGCACCAAGCAAUGCUGGCUUCUGGCAAGUUGGAAGAUUUACCUUCUAUCGAUGAAGAGGUGGCACUGAUGCAGAAGUCUGCGGGUGUCGAAGGAGAUGCGUCAGCAUCCACUCCUGCUCCAAGAAAGAUUAAAAAACAGAAAGACUCUAAAGAUGGAAAAGAGUCUCAAACCAGAAAGAGUAAACUGAUGUCCCCAAUGCGCAAAGGCGGCAUGAAGCGACCUAGUGGUUCCUCCCUUGACUCUGGAGCUUCAUCGUCUGCUAAAAAGUUUUUCAUGUCUAAGAGUGGGAAGUCAUCAGACCUUGAUAUCUCCAUGAGAGGUGGUGAUGACUCUAUGCGUGACUCCUAUCACUUCACACACACUUUGGGCACAGGAGACAUGGGAGUGGCUGCCAAACUGGAGGAUAUUGAUGAAGUUAUGUCUGAGGAAAAGGUGGCCAGCAAAACAGUUAUCCCUACUCCCCUACGCAUUGGCUUCCUGGGUCUGGGCAUCAUGGGUCAAGGAAUGGUGAUGAAUUUGCUGAGGUCGGGCCAUGAGGUCACUGUGUGGAACAGGACAGCCACCAAGUGUCGUGAAUUUGUGAAAGCCGGUGCACUUAAGGGCAACAACCCAGCAGAUGUGGUCCAGUCAUGCGACAUCACCUUCACCUGUGUGGCCGAUUCCACCGCAGUUCGAGACAUUAUGUUUGGCAACAUGGGUGUCCUUGAUGGCAUUUCCAAAGGCAAAUGCUACGUAGAGAUGUCAACAGUGGAUGAGGAGACCGUACAGGAUGUGGCUGAUGCCAUUAUGGCCCGUGGUGGCGCGUUUCUGGAAGCCCCUGUCUGCGGAAGUCGUGUGCCCGCCUUGGAAGGACAGCUUCUCAUUUUGUGUUCUGGUGACCGUAAGCUCUUUGAUGACUGUUAUUCCUGCUUUGAGGCUAUGGGAAAGCGAUCGUUCUAUCUUGGAAAUGAGGUGGGCACAGCGACUCGCAUGAAGCUCAUCAACAACAUGAUCCUGGGCAAUGUGGUGGCCAGCCUGGCAGAGGGUAUGGCUCUGGCCGAAAAGCUGGGCAUCGACAUGGAGGACUUUGCAGAGGUGCUCUCCCUCGGGUCUCUCUCAUGUCGCUCCAUCAAUCAUAAGAGCCAAGCUAUCCUGAACGGCCGAUUCGAUCCUCACUUCCCCUUGCAACACCAACAGAAGGACCUUCGCUUGGUGUUAGGGCUAGGAGACAGUGUAGAGCAGCCCUUACACUUGGCUGCCGCGGCCAAUGAACUGUUCAAGAAAGCCAGGCGCAUGGGCUAUGGGGAGGGAGACGUGGCUGCAGUAUUCAAAGCUGCCAAUGAAUUCGGUGCUGACGGUGGAGAUGCAACAGGAUUGAACGAGAGCAGCUCCAAGUAACCUGGAAAAACAACCUGUCAUCAUUUUCCCCCCAGCCAUUUGCAUCAAGUUUUUGUUGUCAUUGUCAUCUGGCCUCAAGUCAAAAUGAUAGUCUAACACGCAAUGGUCAUUGACAUUUUAUUCAUCUUUUACUUUUCUAGACACAGUUUGCAUGGACUGAAAUCAUGAUCUGACUUGACGGGACUCGACAAGCUUUGAAUAAGAGCAGCUCCCAAGUAACAUGGGAGAAGUCCUACUACUACCAUCUUUCAUUGUUCCCCAUGAUUUCCAUCAGUUUUCAUCCUCAUUUUCAUCUCGCCUCACGGAAUCAUUAUGGUUGUCCCUCACACCAUUGUUUGAUAAUGCUGUUUUAUUCAUCUCUCUAUAUAGUAUAGCUCAUACUCUUGUAGAUUCCCUUUUGCAUGGACUACACACUAUUAUAGGUCAUGGUCAUGCUUGGUAUGACACGUGAUGUCACUUUAUUUUUAGUGUGUUUUGCUGCUCUGAUUUUUUAAAAUGAGGAAAUGUGCAGGAUUCAUAGUUGCCUUUACGAGGCAAAUUCGGGGGUCUCUUAGUUUUUUGGAGGUUUUUUUUGUUUUUUUUCAUUAUUAUUGAUGGUGAAUAAAGACACAGUUUGUUAAGGGUACACUGUGAUCUGAACUGUUUCAUGAGACACAGUCAGUCAAUGUAUUGGAAGGGGAAGGGUACUUAAAAGGUAAGUGUAGGACCUCAUGUCAGUCUUGAUUUCUUUCUUUUUUUUUCUUUUCUUUUUUUUUUUUUUUUUUUUUUUUAAUCUUCAGAAAUAAGUAUGUUGACCCGGGAUAAAUUAUUCCUGAUCAAUACAAACUCUUCAAUUUUAAUAAUGCUUAGCUUUUGGUUUACUCUGUUUUGACCUUUCGAAAGUAAACACCUCUGUUCUGAGUUUUAGUUUGGAAACUCUGUAAUCAUGUUUGUGCCAAGUUCCUGUUAAUUCCCGCCUACUUUGUGGUGUUUUAGUAUCAUCUAGAUCACUGACCUGGCGACAGACACAUAAAUUUCACAUUUUCAGUACCCUUAAAUCACGUAUAAAGUUGUCUGUAAAUAAAUGCAUAUAAUGUACUGAAGCCGAAGGAGGCUGGGUAGCUGAAUAAAAUCACAAAUUAAUAACAUAAAGCCUGAAGAAAUGUCUCAAUAUUUUAUUUGGCUUUGUUUAUUGGGCUUUAAAUGCAAGUAGUUUGUCCGUAUUAUAUGAGAAUGAACAUGGGGUGCCACUUAUCUGUAAAGCUUGGUCAUUCUAUGUUCUGAAACAUAGCUUUGUGGAGUGAUUUGUGUUGGUAGGAAGGGGGGGGGGGGGGGAAUAAAAGUUGAAGAAUAAUUCUCUUCUUUUUUAUGUAUAGGAGACCCUGUAUUCUGUAUAGUUAGUAUUGUAUACUCUGUUGGGUGUGUUAACAAAUUAAGACAGUUAAAAUUGUGCAUUGUAUUUAGCUCAUCUUCUAGGUUAAGCAAAGCACACUGUAGGUUUCAUUUUGUUCCCCUUCUGUACGUGGCUUGUCAUCGAAUUUCAGUUCAUGUGUUUUGAGUUUAAAAAUUGCCACUCAGCUGACUGAUGCCAUCAUUUGCACACAAGCCAAGCUAUCUCUGUUGCAUCUGUUGUGAAAUAUUCUAUCCAGCAAAGUACCUCAUUUUUUUUUUUUUUAAAAUUGCUUCAGAUGUCUUUGGCUUUCUUGGUUUUAGAGCUCCAUGGUGCAUAUUUUCAGUUUUGCUCUUUGCCUGGUAGCAAUAACAUUUUUUUUUCCCUCUUUUUUUUCUCCUUUAUUUUCUUAGAAAUUUUAUGGUUGUUUUUUUGUUUUUUUUUGUUUUUUGUUUUUUUAAUGCCAUGAAAAGUAUGUUUUCACAUUUUAUUAAGAUGUUUGUAAAGCUCUGGCUCUAUUUGUUAAUGUAUGCAUUAAUAAACGAAUGACAUAUCCCA
This is a messenger RNA of Aplysia californica (California sea hare), 3632 nucleotides long. Its product is annotated as putative oxidoreductase GLYR1. The record is from RefSeq and is a predicted model, not a curated record. The transcript is spliced from 15 exons. Gene Ontology annotation, molecular function: NADP binding; oxidoreductase activity, acting on the CH-OH group of donors, NAD or NADP as acceptor; NAD binding. The coding region runs from base 59 to 1705 and encodes 548 amino acids. NCBI's taxonomy places the organism in Eukaryota, Metazoa, Mollusca, Gastropoda, Aplysiida, Aplysiidae.